This is a messenger RNA of Histoplasma mississippiense, 1287 nucleotides long. RefSeq names its product ATPase family AAA domain-containing protein 1. Bases 1 to 1287 code for a protein of 428 amino acids. Gene Ontology annotation, molecular function: ATP binding; ATP hydrolysis activity. Lineage: Eukaryota; Fungi; Ascomycota; Eurotiomycetes; Onygenales; Ajellomycetaceae. The transcript is spliced from 2 exons. The record is from RefSeq and is a predicted model, not a curated record. Gene Ontology annotation, cellular component: mitochondrial outer membrane.
AUGGCCUCGGGCGGUGGCCGCAAAUGGCAACAAUUACUACAGGAACUAGUAAUGAUUGCUGGCACUUCCCUUUCCACCUAUUUCGUCGUCCGAUUCCUCCUCUCCAGGGUCGAAUUCGACCCCGAUAGCCAAAAGCAUGAGGAGGCGAAGCGGAAAUCCGCGGCCAUCUUGCGAAGACUCGACAGCCCUGAUGAUUCUGACGACGAAUCGUCCAAGUCAAAAAAAAGUUCGUCACGGCAAAGGAAGCAGAGGAAGGAGGACCUCGUUCUCUCGCAAUAUGAACAGACCAUCGCGAUGGACGUUGUAGCGCCUGAAGAUAUCCCUGUAUCCUUUAGCGACAUCGGUGGACUGGAGGAUAUCAUUGAAGAAUUGAAAGAGUCCGUCAUAUAUCCGCUCACCAUGCCACAUCUAUAUUCAACCACGUCAUCACUCCUCAGUGCACCCUCGGGGGUGCUCUUAUACGGACCACCUGGCUGUGGCAAGACGAUGUUGGCAAAGGCGCUGGCGCACGAGAGUGGAGCUUGUUUUAUAAAUCUUCACAUCUCAACCUUGACAGAAAAAUGGUACGGCGAUUCGAACAAGCUGGUCAACGCCGUCUUCUCUCUGGCGCGCAAAUUAGAGCCGAGCAUCGUCUUCAUCGAUGAGAUCGAUGCAGUACUGGGGACACGGCGGAGCGGCGAACACGAGGCCAGCGGCAUGGUCAAGGCUGAGUUCAUGACACACUGGGACGGGUUGACCUCGUCCAACACGUCUGGGCGACCACAGCGGGUUCUCAUCCUUGGCGCGACAAAUCGAAUCCAGGAUAUCGACGAGGCGAUUCUCAGACGCAUGCCGAAGAAAUUCCCUGUCACCCUUCCACCCGCCGCGCAGAGAUUGCGGAUAUUAGGGCUUGUCCUUAAGGAUACAAAGAUAGACCGGGGAAAUUUUGACCUGAACUUCCUCGUCAAAGCUAUGGCGGGGAUGUCUGGCAGUGAUAUCAAGGAAGCCUGCCGAGAUGCCGCAAUGGUACCUAUCCGAGAGCUAAUACGAUCGAAACGGGAUUCGGGCACUACGAUGGAAACUGUGGAUCCCGAUGAAGUGCGUGGUUUGCGAACGGAAGACUUUUUUAAACGAGCAGGUGGCGUGAAGGCUGCCAACCAUGGCGGUAGUAAUGGUGCUAUUAACCGCAAAUCCAUUCUCACGAAAGCCGCGAGCAGUGAACCACCUUCUGAAAAAGAGUGGACUACUGAUUCUGAAGGAGGUGGUGAUGGGGUUGUUGAACCGGAAUUCAUCCCAAUAGAUAAAUGA